Seminavis robusta is the source of this 1860-nucleotide messenger RNA. Lineage: Eukaryota; Bacillariophyta; Bacillariophyceae; Naviculales; Naviculaceae. The record is from the annotation of a GenBank genome assembly.
AUGCCCGAUGACGACGAUAACGAUACCUCUGACAAGCCUUCGUCUACUGUUCGCAAAGCCGACGCCUUGAUCAACAGCGGCUCUGAUGAGAGCUACAAGCGCCAUCGUGGCACCAGCAAUGACAUUAAGAAGAUUUGCUUGAAGCAUGGCGAAAAGCGUCACAUUCUAAAGUUAUCUUCUCGCCACUGCACUCUGGUGUAUAUCCAAGCAGUCGCUAGUCAUGAGUUUGGACUGGAAUAUCAUUCUUGCCGAUUGAAGGUACUGGUCGGAGAUCCUCCCCGUAGAAAAGUGCUGAAAGACUCCAGAGUCAAAAAAUUGCAGAACCUGGCAUUGGUCUUGGUAACAGGUAUCUCCAAAAAUGGUGCACCAUCCGACAAUGAAUCUACCACUGGUAACAAGGAGAAUCAAUCCAGUACAAAGCAGGACCAAUGCAGCGACAACCAAUCUAGUAACGACCAGAACCAAUCGAAUGGCAAGCCGAGUGAAGACUCCGUGGUAGAUUUGACGGCGGACGACGACAAUGAUGACAUUCCAAAAGCGGACUCUGUCAACGUGCAUGAAGCCAAGCGCUUGGCAUUGUGGAAACAGCGACAACACUUAAUUAAACAACAACAUGUCCCCUUUGGAACCUUUAACGGAGAGGAUAUUUACCGCAACAAAAUUGAUGACACCCAAGAAGAUUGGACCCAAGGAUUCUACAGUCUCCCCGAACUGGUCCCACCCCAUUGUACCAGUGCUCUGGCCACCACCUUUCAUUCCAGCGGACUGCACUAUUUCCAACAAGUCUUUACGGAUCUCCCGGAAUUGCUCGUGGGUCUACGAGUCGUUGUCUCUGGAAAUAAUCUCAUUGAACAUCAAUGGCAACGACAACGCGAUGUCUUGUGGAUACAAGACUUUCAUACUACAAACGAGUUGGCAAAAGACCACAACAGCAACCCAUUUGAAGAUCGCAUACGGACGUUUCUGUCGGACCUGACAGAAUGUGAUCAGUCCGACCACCAGACCGUGGUUCAAGGUCGGAUUCACGCACUCCUCCAAGGCAUUGACUUUUCCAAUCAUCAAGCACACUUGGUCUUUUCCUUGCCUCGAACCAAGGAAGAUAAAGAGGCAAUGAAGGAUUGUGGCGGAUACCAGCAAUUGGUACUGGCCGUGGCAAAGGCCGAACUCAAACAACGUAUUUCUGUGACAUCCAAGAAUGCCAUUCUCUAUGCCACGUCGGGCUCCAUGGGGAAUCUGAAACCAGGCUUUUUGUGGCAAAUGCAUCAAGCCAUGCAAGGCAUUCAAAGCUUUUCCGAAGACACGGCCACAUGGGAACAAGUGGAUGAUCGUGUCAAGUGCCUGUGGCCGUCUGUGGAAUUGGCGGCACAAUCGGAUCUGACCGGGUUGCGUUGCAUUCGUCCUUUGCCGGCGUAUCAUUGGAACAAGAACAUUCCCGUUCAAAGUCGAACCAAUAUCUUUGGCAAUGCCUCGCCCAAUCCUCCCAAUAGCAAACUGUACAAGCAUGGUCUUUCGACGCACGAACAACAUCUAGCACUUGCCCCCACCACCCAUGGAAAGUUCCUGUUCAACACCGAAGGAGUUCUCUAUGUAGGGUCGCACAACUUCAGCCGAGCUGCAUGGGGAUUGGGAGAUGCAAUGCCCAAGAACGUAGAACUGGGAGUGGUCAUGGUGUCUUCCAAACCUGUCCGUAUUCAAGCAUGGGUAGAACGACUGCCUUGUCGAUUGGUUCCACCCAGCAAUACUGGCCCCCAAUGCUACCAACCCUUUUGUGGCUUGAACUAUCAAGGCUUUUUGGACAAGCAUGCCUUGAGCCAGCAGCGGAAGGAGCAGCAAAAUGGCCAUCAAGAUUGUUGGGAUUGA